AUGAACUCUAUAAAAACUUUAUUUAUCCUUGAUAGAAAAGAAAACAUUAUUUUUGAAUACCAUUGGGAUGGACGUACUUCAAAAAAUAUUAUUGCUCUAUUUAUAUCAGAAUAUAAAAAAGCGGUAUAUCAUAAAGAUAUACUUACACCUAUUAUAUCCUGUAAAGAAGGUCUUUUAUUUCAUAUCGAUUGUGGUGACAUUAUUUUUUUUUGCGUGGUAACAUCAGAAAUAGAUCCACUAUAUGUUAUCGAAUUCCUGUAUCAUAUUAUAAAUGUUCUUAAAGACUAUUUGGGGCCAAAUGCCAUAAAAAAAUCCGUUUUAGAAAAAAAAAAUGAAAUUGUUAUUCAACUACUGAAUGAAAUGAUGGACUAUGGAUAUCCCAUGAUUACAGAAUCUAACGUUUUAAAAGAUAUCAUUUCUCCUCCAAAUACAAUAAGUCAAAUAUUAAACAUGACAGGACUACAAAAAUCUUAUAUACCAUCAGGCAUUCUAUCACCAAUUGCAUGGAGAAGAGCAAAUGUAAAACAUAUAAAAAAUGAAUUUUUUAUUGAUGUUAUCGAAGAACUUACAGGAAUAAUUGAUAAACAUGGAAAAUUUAUAACUCUAUUUUCAAAAGGAAAAAUAAAAUGUCUUUCAAACAUUUCAGGUAUCCCUAACAUAAUCUUAAGUAUAAAAUCCAAAUAUGAUCUUUUUUACUCAUCAUUUCAUCCAUGUAUACGUUCGAGUCAUGUUCCCUCAUUAAAACAUCUAUGCUUUGUACCACCAGAUGGAAAAUUCACCUUAAUGACUUAUGGAAUUGAGCUUUCUGAUACAAUUUCUUCAUCUUUACCAAUCUCUAUUGAACCUAAAUCAAACCCAAAUGUUGAGGACUUUGAAAUAAAAUUAAAUAUUUUUAAUCAAUUCAUUGACAAUAUAACUAUUACUGUUCCAAUAUCUGAAUCAUGUCAAGUAAGAAAUUCAAAAUCUACACAUGGAAAUAUUACAAUUGAAUACAAACAUAAAGAAAAAAAUAAACUAAUUGUUUGGACAUUAGAUGUGCCUAAAGCUUGUUCUUUUGCUUCUAUGAAAUUUACUCUUAAUGAAAUGGAAAUUUCUCCUAAUUAUCUCAUAGCAAAAUUUACAUGCAAUGGAUGGAUUAUUAGUAAUAUGAAUGUAGAAAGCUUAAAAAUAACUACUAACUCUAAUGACAAACAUUAUAAGGGUAUAAGAUACAUGACAAUAGCAAAUGAAAUAGUUGUAAGAUUUUAA
This is a messenger RNA of Pneumocystis jirovecii RU7, 1248 nucleotides long. RefSeq lists its product as uncharacterized. The record is from RefSeq and is a predicted model, not a curated record. The coding region runs from base 1 to 1248 and encodes 415 amino acids. NCBI's taxonomy places the organism in Eukaryota, Fungi, Ascomycota, Pneumocystomycetes, Pneumocystales, Pneumocystaceae. Gene Ontology annotation, biological process: endocytosis; intracellular protein transport. Gene Ontology annotation, cellular component: clathrin adaptor complex; cytoplasmic vesicle. The transcript is spliced from 6 exons.